AGCCAACCAAUUACACUGAAAAAACGAAUAUAUGUCCAAACUCAAUGCAGAGUUCAAUCUGAAAGCCAUGGCGUCUAUUUCUUCAGUGUAUUCGAUGUCUCUGCGUCCUCGUGAUGGCUCUUUCUCACCUUUCCAAGGAAUCGGUAAAUGCAAAAAGCAAAAGGCUUUCCGCUGCAAGAACUACUGCAAAAAACAAGAACAACCAGAAGAAGAAACACCAGUAUUUCGGGUGCUGGAGCUAGAGAAGACUCAAGCUAAAAGAAGGGAAGUUGUUUUGCAGUUGGCCUUCACAGCAUUUUCUUUUCCAGCCAUUGUUCCAAGCUCGUUGGCUGAAAAUGAUGUUCCAGGGGAUUUCCGUAGUUAUACUGAUGAUGCCAACAAAUUCAAGAUAUGGAUUCCUCAAGAUUGGCAAGUGGGGUUGGGCGAUAAUGGAUUCAAAUCAAUAACCGCUUUCUACCCAGCAGAAGAUUCAAGUUCAAACGUCAGCGUUGUAAUCACAGGACUUGGCCCGGAUUUUACAAGAAUGGAGUCUUUUGGCAAGGUUGAAGAAUUCGCAGAUACUCUGGUUAGUGGAUUGGACAGAAGCUGGCAAAGGCCUCCGGGUGUGAAAGCAGAACUCGUAGAUUGUAAAGCAUCUAAAGGGUUCUAUUACAUAGAGUAUACGCUGCAGAAUCCUGGAGAAAGUUGCAAACAUUUGUUUUCAGCCAUUGGGAUGGCUUCAAAUGGUUGGUACAACAGACUAUAUACUGUCACAGGACAGUUUGUCGAAGAAAACUCGGAGAAAUACAGUUCCAAGAUUGAAAAGGCAGUUGCUUCUUUCAGGUUCAUAUGAAACAACAGGAACAAUUACAAAACUGCGGCAGCAAAGUUUUGGUUUGCCAGUUUUAUGUUUAAAUAGUGCUAUUUGACCCUUUUGCUCUGCCUGUUAACAUUAUUGCAUGGACAAUGAAAAUUCGAGUGUUCAUAUAUGAAUUAGUAUCUGGCCGGAGUACAUUGAUAUUUUCUUAUGCUCGGUGAAGUAACUCCCAACUGGGUAUUGAAGUUUGAAGCCGUAUAAUUCGUAAGCAAUUGAACUUCAACAAGGAUGUACUUUCUGAGCAUGAAAUUAAAUUAUAUAGCUCUUGUUUCAUUUGUAACUUCACUUUAUUUGCAAUUUGAUUCAGGUUUAAUGAUUAGGGUAUGCAUAAGGUGUAGGGGUGAAUUCAAAUCAAACUCAAGCUGAAGCAAUUUCAGCUUGUUGAACUUGAACUCAGCUUGCAAUUGAUGCUAGCAUUUGAGCUCGCCUCAUUGACAAUUCUUUUUCUUUAUCUACGAUAAUUUUUCUUUUCCAACAA
This is a messenger RNA of Mangifera indica (mango), 1334 nucleotides long. Its product is annotated as psbP domain-containing protein 3, chloroplastic. Gene Ontology annotation, molecular function: calcium ion binding. Gene Ontology annotation, biological process: photosynthesis. Gene Ontology annotation, cellular component: photosystem II oxygen evolving complex; photosystem II; extrinsic component of membrane. Lineage: Eukaryota; Viridiplantae; Streptophyta; Magnoliopsida; Sapindales; Anacardiaceae. Bases 32 to 832 code for a protein of 266 amino acids. The transcript is spliced from 10 exons. The record is from RefSeq and is a predicted model, not a curated record.